Pseudocercospora fijiensis CIRAD86 is the source of this 1990-nucleotide messenger RNA. RefSeq lists its product as uncharacterized. Gene Ontology annotation, cellular component: endoplasmic reticulum; endoplasmic reticulum membrane. Gene Ontology annotation, molecular function: thiol oxidase activity; protein-disulfide reductase activity; FAD binding. The record is from RefSeq and is a predicted model, not a curated record. NCBI's taxonomy places the organism in Eukaryota, Fungi, Ascomycota, Dothideomycetes, Mycosphaerellales, Mycosphaerellaceae. The transcript has a single exon. The coding region runs from base 1 to 1812 and encodes 603 amino acids. Gene Ontology annotation, biological process: protein folding in endoplasmic reticulum.
AUGCAUGCGUUCUACCUUGCAGUCUUCACUCUUCUAGGUGGGGCUCAUGGAAGAUCACAUGCUUCUCCUGCGUCUUCAGCAAGUCGAGAUGUUUGCGCAGUAGGCUCAUGCUCCGAUUCUCCUCGUUUUUCAAUCCCUAUUAACUUCCUUCAGCUUGAACCCUCCUCGAAAGUCUCAGACGCUUGCGCAUCUUAUGGCGACCUCAACAACUUGAACGACAGAUUACAUCCUUACGUACGAAAUCUUGCGAAUAAUACCGACUUCUUCUCGUAUUAUCGAUUGAAUCUAUACAACAAGAAAUGUCCGUUCUGGGAUGAUGAGAAUGGGAUAUGCGGGAAUCGAGCGUGUGCUGUCAUUACGGUGGACGACGAGGAAGAUAUUCCGGAAAUAUGGAGGGCGCAAGAAUUGAGUAAACUGGAAGGGCCAAAAGCAGAGCACCCGGGCAAGAAACAGCAAAAAGAGAGGCAGCAGCCGCUCCUGGGCCAGCUUGGAGCAGAUGUCGGAGAGAGCUGCGUGGUGGAGAUUGAUGAUGAAUCUGACGAACGAGAUUAUUGCGUGCCAGAAGAUGAGAGGGCCAGUGCUAAAGGAGACUAUGUCAGUCUGGUGGAGAACCCGGAACGCUUUACUGGAUACUCUGGAGAUGGAGCACAUCAGGUCUGGGAAUCCAUAUACCGGGAGAACUGUUUCUCCAAACCAGUGUCGAUGGAGCAAAGCUCACGCAACAUGGGCCAGUCGGCUGUGUCUGCAUUGUCUCAGGACCAAGCGCAAGCAGCUUUAGAGUUGAAGCAAGUGAUGAAGGCAAGCAGACCGGACGAUGGGUUGGAUUUCGAGGACGAAUGCUUGGAGAAGAGGGUGUUCUAUCGAGUCAUCUCUGGUAUGCACGCAUCGAUAUCUACGCACCUCUGUUACGACUAUCUCAACCAAUGGACUGGAGAAUGGGGACCAAACCUGACGUGCUACAAGGAGAGAUUACACGGCAAGCCGGAGCGCAUAUCCAAUCUUUACUUCAACUUCGCGCUUGUCUCGCGAGCAGUUGGCAAGCUGCGGGACUAUGUGCAGGACUACACAUUCUGCACUGGCGACCCUGAACAAGAUGCCAAAACCAAGAAGAUGAUCACCAAGCUGGCCAACGCCAUUCCUCCUGGACCGAUGAUCUUUGACGAGAGCGUCAUGUUUCAAGACCAAACGCCGGAUGGUAUCAGUUUGAAAGAAGACUUCCGCAAUCGAUUCCGCAACGUCAGCCGGGUUAUGGACUGCGUAGGCUGCGACAAAUGCCGACUGUGGGGCAAGGUCCAGACCAAUGGAUUUGGAACGGCGCUGAAAGUGCUUUUCGAGUUCGGUCAUGAGCACGAGGGUCAGGACAAGCCACUUCUCCGCAGAACCGAGCUGGUGGCGCUGGUGAACACGCUGGAUAAGAUCAGCUCGGCGCUCAAAGCAUUGGAGCAUUUCAAGGCCAUGGUAGAAGCGGAGCAAGCAGGCAAGUCGGUGGCUGAGGCUGAGAAUACGCCGCGACCGUCAGCGCGAAUCGAGCCGAGCAGUGUACCAAAUUUCGACGAUCUGGAUGAGCUCGACGAUUUUGAUCACGACGACACACCCGCCCGCGACCCCGAGACGAUCAGCGAAAUCUUUUGGGCGGAGCUCGACCUGGUCUUCCGGGCAUGGGUUUUCGUGCUCAGAAGCUGGGUCGAGUUGCCAACGAAAAUUCCGAGUAUCGUGGCGACUGAGUUCUUCCGGCUCAGUGACUUCUGGCUGGGACGACCGGUUCGGCCGAGAACGUGGGAAAUAAGAUUUCCGACGAAGGACGAGUUAUGAAUAUCAUGUUCAUUUUUUUCUCGAUGAACACUGUUUUGUAUUUAGAAGAAGCAUAAGCGAUGGCGCCGUGGCGUAUGGACAUGGAGUGUGGGAGUGGCUAAAACAACAAGUGUACAUUUUGAUCGGAGCAGGACUCCCCAGGGAUGUGGAGUACAAUACCCAUUGUUUUUCCCGUUCU